UCUAGAUCAAACAUGGCGCUAGGGCGAGCCUGACGCGAAGUUAGUUUCUCGUCCUCGUAGGUGAAACUGAUAUUUCAAAAGCCUGAUGCCGUAGUAGAAAAAAGAGCAAAAUACGCUUAUGUGUGAACAACUAUAUUAGGUUGUGAAACACUUUGUUGGAGUAGGUCUUCGUCGGAGUGCCGUGAAAAACCCAAGGUAGAAGGACGUUUUGACAGCUUUGUUCCUUUUUCCUUCAUGGACGUCCAUCUAGCAGGUCUUCAUCAACUGUCUGGAUCAGACUGUCGGCAAAAAAGGCGACCCGAUUCUCUUGGGUAAGUCCUCGAGCGCAGCUCAUUCAACCCACCGCCCAACAGAGGAAGAUUGAUCACCGUCAGAGUCUAUUGUUGUUGCUCAGCCGGAACCGAAAAAGAACAGUUUUCCUAAAUAUUCGGACGACGAAGGUAGUACCAGCAAAUUCGGCAGAAUGGAGGACGACAAUAUGCAAGACAAAGAACGUUUUGCCAGGGAGAACCAUUGCGAAAUAGAGCGCCGCCGGCGCAACAAAAUGACGGCUUAUAUCACGGAGUUAUCGGAUAUGGUUCCCACUUGCUCCGCCUUGGCCCGCAAACCAGAUAAGCUGACUAUUCUUCGGAUGGCUGUAGCGCACAUGAAAGCUCUACGAGGGACUGGUAAUACCAGCGCGGACGGAACUUAUAAGCCAUCCUUUCUCACGGAUCAAGAAUUGAAACACUUGAUUCUGGAAGCAGCCGAUGGCUUUCUCUUUGUUUCGGCUUGCGACACUGGUCGCUUGAUCUACGUUUCCGAUAGCGUGACUCCCGUUCUCCACCAGGGACAAAGUGAUUGGUUCGGAUCUUGUCUGUACGACCACUUACAUCCUGAUGACGUUGAGAAGGUUCGUGAGCAGCUAUCAACUCAAGAACCACCCAACGCCGGUCGUAUUCUUGAUUUGAAAACCGGAACGGUCAAGAAAGAAGGACACCAAUCAUCUAUGCGAUUAUGCAUGGGCUCCCGACGAGGAUUUAUCUGCAGAAUGAGACUAGGACAGGUCUCGCCAGAUCCACUUACGUCUCCUCCAGGUCCUCUGCAUCGACUACGUCAGCGCUCUGCCUUAGGUCCUUCCCGUGAUGGUCAUCACUAUGCCGUUGUCCAUUGUACGGGGUACAUUAAGAACUGGCCACCAAGUGGCGUGCCGAUGGAUCGAGGAGUCGAUGACGAUUCCCAUUCUGGAUCUCAUUGCUGCCUAGUAGCCAUUGGUCGGCUUCAGGUUACCUCUACACCAAAUACAUCGGACCUAGUUGGAUCCAACUCCGCUGCAGAGUUUAUAUCGCGUCAUUCAGCCGAUGGAAAAUUCACUUUUGUUGACCAACGAGCACUCAAUUUGCUUGGCUACUCACCACCAGAGUUGCUGGGCAAAAUAUGCUUCGAUUUUUUCCACCCUGAAGAUGUCAGCCAUAUGAAAGAAAGUUUCGAGCAAGUUCUCAAACUAAAAGGUCAGGUCAUGUCGGUCAUGUAUCGUUUCCGAUCCAAAACUCGUGACUGGGUUUGGUUGCGAACAUCAGCCUUUGCUUUCUUGAAUCCUUACACUGAUGAAGUCGAAUAUAUCGUCUGCACCAACACUUCGGCCAAAUCUUUGCACCAUACAGGUGAUACAUCAGUUUCUGGAGAGGUUGCAGGAACGGUAGUUGAUUCUGCGGCUGUUGGGGCAGCGAGCAGUGGACUAGUGGCUGCUUAUGGUCAUACCAGCCAAGAUUACGGAAGAAAUGCUCGUGAAGUUUAUCAUGCGCAGUCGCUAUCUGAAAGCCAAGGUCGACCGAAUAGCAACCAGACUAUGUACAAUCCUUCGGCUGCUACCUCGUCUCAGUACGAGACAACUUCAGCGCAGUCUGUCGAGGGUCCCUCCAACUCUGUCCUGAACAGGUUACCCUCAGGCGGAGGCACGAAACAAACACCUAGCCCUACUGCCUCGGCAGGAAGUGGAGCCUGGUCUACCCACGCCACUGCCCCGGGCUAUUCUGCUUAUGAAGGAAUAAGCCCAUCGCGAUCUCCAGGAGGAAGUUCUGGGCCAACGUACACGCAGCUAGGGAGCUCGGCGGCAACCGGUCGAGCAGGAUACCAUCAGAGUUCAGGACUGUGGCACUGGCAGUCGCCUGUUGUUCCACCUGCUGAACCUAGCCCUAACAACGGAGGCCCAACGGGUCCAGGAGGUUCAGGUGGUGGAGUUGGUGUGCCGACUACUUCUUCGGCAAGUCACCCGCCUCAAGGAUCUGAGCUAGUGACAGAUAUGCUUCAGAUGCUUGAUCACUCUGGGGCGUCAGGUUUCGAAGAUCUGAAUAUGUUCUCGUCUAACUUCGAGUAAUGCUGCCCACCUACAAAUAGUUGCAUUUCGUGCUGUUCAUCUUCUUCGUCUUGUAUCGUUGAGGUCGUAUAUCCCUUUUUCUAGACAACUGUUGCCGUGCACUCCAAGCGAAAUAUGUGCCCGUGUUUCCCCUUCCCUAGACGCUGGAGCGGCAUGCCAUAUGAGUGCAUUUUCUUUCCUUUCAAAAUUAAAAUUUGUUUUAUUGUGCAUUAUGCAUUGUAAACAAGGGCUUUACUUUCCAGUUCUUUAUUUGGACGAAAUUAUCUUACUGGAUAACGUCGAUACGUGGCUCUCGAUUUUUUAAAACUAGCGUUAGCAAUACCCCAACAUUUCAUAGUUUAAAAGCUGGGCCAAAAUGAUUCACUUUUUUUUGCAUUCUAUUUCUUUUCAAAAGAGAGAAUUAAUGCUGUUUCAUUAUUUCCUGUCAAUUUUAAUUGAAAUUGAUUUAGUUCGGUAGCUUUUUACAAAACGAUUAGCACAUAUUCUUACAUGUACGAGUUUUUUUUUGUCCUUUACGUAUUCGCAAUCAACCAAAAUUCGCAUGCUCAUGAGACAUUGAGCACUUGUAAUUCUACUUGUAUUGGAAAACGAAAUGAAUGGGCCAUCUUCUAUUGCCUAGACAAUCGUCAUUUAUGGCGAUCGCGUAGCACGCACCCUUCCCCUUAACCUAAAUUGUCUUAUCAUUUGCACACCUCUGUUGUAGUUAUCGUAAAACUCCCGUAGCUAAAUGACGAUAAAAGAUCGACUUGUUUACACAGCCAUCGCGUCUCAUCCCCGCGUUUGACAAGCUCUCGUUUGGGUUACGCAAUGGUUUUUGUUCGGCCUCCCGCAAUUCCUUUUACGAUGUGUACCAACCCGUCGUCUAUAGUUUCUUUUUUUUUUUCCAUCCGGCUACGUAAAGGGAUAGACAAUACGUGAACCCAUUCCUAUUGUGUGCUGCACAAUCUUGAUCUAGUAAUGUCGUAAUAUCGUAGGCUCGAAACAUGCAAUUAUAUAUUUUACAAAUUUGAA
Daphnia carinata is the source of this 3367-nucleotide messenger RNA. It is a transcript of the gene tgo, whose product is annotated as aryl hydrocarbon receptor nuclear translocator homolog. NCBI's taxonomy places the organism in Eukaryota, Metazoa, Arthropoda, Branchiopoda, Diplostraca, Daphniidae. Bases 464 to 2356 code for a protein of 630 amino acids. Gene Ontology annotation, molecular function: protein dimerization activity; DNA-binding transcription factor activity, RNA polymerase II-specific; RNA polymerase II cis-regulatory region sequence-specific DNA binding. The transcript has 12 exons. The record is from RefSeq and is a predicted model, not a curated record. Gene Ontology annotation, cellular component: transcription regulator complex; aryl hydrocarbon receptor complex; cytoplasm. Gene Ontology annotation, biological process: regulation of transcription by RNA polymerase II.